UCACGUUGAAUUCAUUUUCCAAGUAUUACUUACCAAUUUUGGAAAAUUCAUAGCUCAACAUUUGAUAAACCUCUUUUAAUACUUGUACUACUACCAAUCAACACACCUUGAAUUUCGUAGCAGCAAAAAAGAACGGUCUAGAUUUGAUGCUGUAUGGCUUUUACUCCUCUGUUUCUUUCACAGUAUCUAAUUUUAUUCAUUUUUUUUCACAUUAUCAAUUUAAUCAAACACAGAACAUUUAAAAAUAUACUGUACCAUUGAAGUGAAGAAUAUAUAUUAUUGGCAGGAGAGAAAUUAUUAUUCAUUUAUACCCAGAAAAAAAGGGGUGAUCUUUUUGCAAAUGGGGAAGAGAAAAUCUCGAGUUUUAACUAAGAAUGAUGAUGAUGAUGAUACUAAAUCACCCAAUUCAGAAAUAUAUGAAGAUGGUCCUGUAACAUAUUACUGUGAUGUCAAUACCGGGGUGAUGUAUAGAAAGGAUGCGGAAGCAUCAAAGGAGAGACUUGAACCGUGUCUCAUAAAAUCAAAGAGCAGAGGUAGACAGAUAUCUGGAAAGCGCUCAAAGAUGGGUAGUUGUACAUUUGAUGAAAACUUGGAGACUAUUUGGAGGAGUUUUUCUGAAGACAAGAGGGCUGCAUUUGCUCACUUGGAUAGCUUUUAUUAUUUGAUUUAUAAAUCCAGAAGAACUCGUGCUUUGGAAUUGAUAAAAAAGAAGCACAUUUUCUCAAAGAAGUAUGUUUUGUUUCCCAUUGUUUGCUGGGAUCACUGGAGACUAGUGAUUUUCUGCCAUUUUGGUGAGGCUGUUAGCUCUAAAACCAGAAGCAGGUGCAUCUUAUUGCUCGAUUCUGCUGAGACGAGUGCAGAUGUUAUUGGACCUGUUGUGAGGAAGCUUGUCUUCGAUAUAUUUAAGGCUGAGGGUCGACCUGAAACCAAAAAUGACAUAUACCAAAUACCUCUGAAGAUGCCUAAGGUUCCCCAACAGACAAAUGACUUCGACUGUGGCAGAUUUGUUCUGUUCUUCAUCAAACUGUUUAUGGAUGCUGCUCCUGAAAACUUUAGCCUUUCAGAUGGUUACCCUUACUUUCUGACAUCUGAGUGGUUCCGUCCUGAGCAUUUUGAUACGUUUUGUAACAAACUUGAAGAGGACAUACCCACACCAGAACAAGGAGUAGAACAAGUUCCAAGAAGAAUUUCGCAAAGGAUCACUGCACAACAAACUUUUCAACAACAUUCACAAACAUCUUAUCAACCAAACAAAGAUGUGGUCUUAAUCAUCGACUGAUGCAGUUGAUAUCAUUCCUUAUAGGCUGGUUGACGUUUUUGCAUUAAUCGAAGGUGUUUAUGAACAGAUUAUAAUUAACUUGAAGGUUUUUUUUGAGGUGUAUAUAGUUUAUAAGAGUGCAAAAUAUUCCAUAAGACUUGGAGCAAUGGAAGAAGUUAUGUAGCUUCAUUUAGAAUUAUUAUUAUCAUUAUUAGCUGCAGAAUGUUUCAAAGGUUGGCGCUUAGGGGGAGUGACGAGUAAUUAUGUUUUUGAAGUCGCGCUUAUGAACAUUUAGCAUGUAUGUAGUGAGUACAUCGUACUACUAAUAAAACUUUUGUAAUUCUUCACUCCUUUUUUUAUUUGAAACUGAAACGUAUUCCUUUUGUGAAGUUGUAAAAUAAAUUUCAUUUCAUUAGAUUUAUCGAUCUAUCUCUAUUGUUGUUAAAACCCGUGUGCAAUUAAAAGUAGACAGAAAUUAAGAACAGUAAAAAUGCAACUGAUCUGCAGUAUUCUUUAGAAGAGUAACAAUGGAAAAAAAAAAAAAAAAAAAAAAAAAAAAGAGCAAAUAAUUGUUCGCGUCAGGUAGGGGUCGAACCUACGACCUUCUGCUUAGGAAACAGACGUUUUUGUUGUGUGAUAAAGCUUUUGUCCAUGAUUUAUAUUAUUAAAAGUCACACAACUAUAAAACCAGAAAAGUAUAGUCUUGGUAUAAGGUCAGAAAAAUUACACUCACCCGAAAAAAAAAUUCACAUAAAUUGAAGCCAUUGUCCUAAAUUUACUAAUCCGUAAUGUACAACAUUUGCAAAAAGUACUUUUCACUUGGUAUAUAAAUAUAAUGCGAAUAUAGAAAAAACGCAAUAAGAAUUAUCGUAAAAUUAACCUAAAAAAAAAAAACUAACUCUAUAACAAUUCCAACUAUUUCCAUGCAAAAGAGAAAAAGAAAAGAAGCAAAGAAGAUAGAAUUAUAGGAAGAAGAGGAAAGGGAAGGUAUUCAGCCAACCACUUAGGGCCUGUUUUCUUCGGCUUAAAUUCUGUAUUUUAGAUCAGUUCAGUUCAAUUCAGCUCCUAAUUUCGUUUUCUCAUAAACAAUUCAUUUCAUCUCUAUUAAGUUCA
Molecule: messenger RNA, 2371 nt
Organism: Chenopodium quinoa (quinoa)
Lineage: Eukaryota; Viridiplantae; Streptophyta; Magnoliopsida; Caryophyllales; Amaranthaceae
Exons: 7
Coding region: 341-1279 (312 amino acids)
Biological process (GO): proteolysis
Molecular function (GO): cysteine-type peptidase activity
Source: RefSeq, a predicted model, not a curated record